Messenger RNA from Aquila chrysaetos chrysaetos, 1964 nucleotides. It is a transcript of the gene TESMIN, whose product is annotated as testis expressed metallothionein like protein. Gene Ontology annotation, biological process: regulation of DNA-templated transcription. The coding region runs from base 384 to 1049 and encodes 221 amino acids. Gene Ontology annotation, cellular component: nucleus. The transcript is spliced from 11 exons. The record is from RefSeq and is a predicted model, not a curated record. NCBI's taxonomy places the organism in Eukaryota, Metazoa, Chordata, Aves, Accipitriformes, Accipitridae.
GGCUGCUGCGGGGGAAGGUGUUCAGAUCAUUUAUACCUCCAGUUGCAGAAUCUUCCAGUGAUAUCUGUGGCUUACCUCAGACUAGUGCUUCUGUCUAUGAUGAAAUAGUUAUCUGUCAGUUGGAAGGAGGUACUCAAAUACUCUGUAUAAACAGUUGUGGCACACAAGGACUAAAACCAGUUCAUCUAAUUCCUGAGUAUCAUGACCAACAUAAUUAUCUUCAAUCAGAUGUGGACAACCCUGUGACAGGUGUACUGGGGCAGGUUUUGCCUGUUCCAGGUGAACUGGUUCUGAAUGAACAAGAGUUUGAAAAUGGACCCUUACAACCAGUAGCUAGCUCUGCCACAUUCCAUCUAGAACCAAAUCUGCACGAGUCAGUGAAAAUGACCUCAGAGGGCCUAUCUUUUGGUUCAGGGGUUACAAAGUAUAAGAAACCAUGUAACUGCACAAAAUCUCAGUGUCUUAAAUUAUAUUGUGAUUGUUUUGCCAAUGGUGAUUUUUGCAACAACUGUAACUGCAAUAAUUGUUACAACAAUCAACUUCAUGAAACUGAGCGAUUUAAAGCCAUUAAGGCCUGUCUUGAUAGAAACCCAGAAGCUUUCUUACCAAAGAUUGGGAAAAGAAAACUAGGAGAAAUUAAACCUCACCAUAACAAAGGAUGUAAUUGCAAGCGCUCGGGAUGCCUCAAGAAUUAUUGUGAGUGCUUUGAGGCUAAAAUUAUGUGUUCCUCUAUUUGCAAAUGCAUUGGUUGCAAAAAUUAUGAAGAACGUCCAGAUGAAAAAAACCAGUUCAAUGUGCUAAACUACAUGGACAUUGGAAAUGAUGAAGGAAAUAGCCCAGUUUUAACAUCAACGUUUGAAGAGUUACCAAAAUUGAAGACAGCCAGGCAACCAGCUGUAUGUAUAUCUUGGGAAGAAGUGGAAGCAGUAUGUGCUUGUCUCCUGAUGCAAGCUGAAGAGGCAGAAAAAAGAGGUUACUCUGUUUGUCUAGCUGAGCGGAUGAUCAUGGAGGAAUUUGGGAGAUGUUUAUCUCAGAUCCUACAUGCAUAAUUAAAAUCUAAGGGACUGAAAGUUGAAUAAUGUUCAAUGUAUUAUAAAGCAAAUAAGUAUUAAUGUUUAUAUGUUGCCAUAGUCUCAACAAUUUCGGUACUUAAUGAUCUUACUUUGAUCUUUCAUAGGAAUAAUUUCAUUGACUUCAGUUGAAUUCUUUCUGAAUUAUGCUGGUGUAAGUGAAACCAGCACCCCAUCCAGCGUUUUUCUGAGUAACUUAAUACUGUAGAAAGCUUAUUACAUUUUGUACUAAAACAGAUUUUCUCUGUAGUUAGGGCUUUCUGAGCCCAUUCUUCAGUCUUUACCUAGACUCUUAUUAAAAGCAAGUUUAACUUAAAAUUACUUUAUUGGAUGUUUAUGUGAGUGGAGAUGCAGUAAAAACUGAGUAAGCAUUUGCUAUCUUAGUUUGGUUAUUUUAUGAAUUGUGAAAAAAUUCCAUUUCCAGUGGUAGUAGGCAAAUCUACUAAGUUUAGCUUCGGGUCUUCUCUGUUUUGGCAACUUACUUCUGCUGUCUGUAGAUGUGCUAUUUUUGGAAAACAGCGCAAUGUUGUCAGUAGGUUUGGUAUUUACUUUUGGAAAAAAAACCCAUGCUAGACUUUGUUCAACAUUAGAUUUGUUAGACAGAUUAGCCUCAUAAAGAGUAGGAGGAAGAUGACCUCCUUUUUACUCCUAUUAUAAAGUACAAUAGUUUAUGAUGGGAAAAUCUUUUAUGUACAUAGCAUUUGGGAUUGAAAUUUGUGGAAUCCUACAUUUGCAAUCCAGUUUCCCUUAAAGCUUGGAAUAGCUUUUAUUUAAUUACUCAUUUUUCUUAUUCUCUGUGACAUUUCUUCCUCUUCUCAUUCUUACUGUUGGGAUAAUAGUAGAUUUUAUCUUCUCUAACAGGAGUAAGAUAUUUGCUGCUGUGUUUCUGGAAAA